AGUUCAAGUCCAUGUUGUUCAAGGAUGAACUCUAUAUUGAAGCACAGCAAUUAGGAAGUGUACUACAGAUCUGAAACUUUAGUAUGCAUAAGAAUCACCUGAGCGCACUCUUCCAAGCUUGGUCCCUGGUGGGCAUGGUCCGUGAGUAAGGAAAUCAGUGAGAACUUAACCACCAGAGAAAUGUGAAGAAAUACCAGGAAAUACCAAGAAAAGAAGAUAUCUUAUCCACCUCUCAGAGAAAGCAGAGGGACUCUGAGAUAAUACAAAAAAAGCAGAAGGUAGCUAAUGAGAAGUCUAUGCAGACAAGAGAAAAAUGAUGACUAUUUGGAAAAAUCUGGGUGCUACUGCCAACUAGGUAUAUCAUAAGCUCAAUGGUCAAAAUUUUGUGCAGUGAACAGUCAGUCAUAUGUUAUAUCCUUAUAAAACCAGUUUAAACUUUACCUUUCAACCUGACUUAGUGUAAUGUUUCAGAAACAUUCUUCAAAGAAUAAAACAAUAACCAUGCAUUUAGCCGGGGUGGGGGAGAAUUACCUGGAAGGCUUGUUAAAAAUAUAGAU
Molecule: messenger RNA, 557 nt
Organism: Mustela erminea (ermine)
Lineage: Eukaryota; Metazoa; Chordata; Mammalia; Carnivora; Mustelidae
Product: small EDRK-rich factor 1-like
Exons: 1
Source: RefSeq, a predicted model, not a curated record